AUGCCGCCUCCACCACCGCCUGCAUAUCCCCAUCGCUUAGCGCCUCGAGAGCACGCUGUGGAAGAAGAGUAUUUGGAACGAGAUUCCCAUGGACUCGGCCUGGCCGACCUCUUCGACAUAUCGCUUACUGGAAUUGCCUUCCUUUCUUUUGGCAUGUUCGUGUUACAAGUGCUCAUGUGUAUAACUAUGAACCACCAACAACCACAAGUAAUGCAAAUGGUAGAUAACAGCGAUACUGUCAACGUUGAGGACGUAUUUCGUAUAAAACGCGAUGCCCAAUCGUCAGAGGACUAUUUUCAGAAAAAAAAAUCUAGUUCAAAUUCUGCCAGUUCAAUAUCAGCGAUUAACACGCUUGCUCGUUAUGCCCUAAUAGCUUUGAAGCCUCGAUCUACACCUUGCUUAUACCGAGCUUUGUGUUUGGGUAACAAACAUGCAAGACAUUUGAAAGAUGCUAAUCGUUACUGGUUACCUGUAUGGCAUGGCGGUGUAGCGUGGUCCCGUGGCGGGGCACUCGGCGCGUUGAAGGCCGCCGCGCUGGGGCUGGGCGGCGCCGACUGCGAUCUCUUCUACCCUCCCGCUCAUUGCACAACACAAGGGUUGCGACUUGCGACCGACCCAUACUAGCAUUAUAUACAAAAACGUGACAGCGGAUUUAGUUUCAUCGAAAAUCCCAAUUCACAUUUAUAAAAUUUAAUAAGAUAAUAUACUUAAGUUAUAAAAUA
Messenger RNA from Manduca sexta (tobacco hornworm), 722 nucleotides. RefSeq lists its product as uncharacterized. NCBI's taxonomy places the organism in Eukaryota, Metazoa, Arthropoda, Insecta, Lepidoptera, Sphingidae. The coding region runs from base 1 to 624 and encodes 207 amino acids. The record is from RefSeq and is a predicted model, not a curated record. The transcript has 3 exons.